Musa acuminata subsp. malaccensis (wild Malaysian banana) is the source of this 896-nucleotide messenger RNA. RefSeq lists its product as uncharacterized. The record is from RefSeq and is a predicted model, not a curated record. NCBI's taxonomy places the organism in Eukaryota, Viridiplantae, Streptophyta, Magnoliopsida, Zingiberales, Musaceae.
CAUCCUCCUCACACAGAUGGCCAAGCCGAACUCCAUCAUCAGCAGCAGCCCCGGCAAUCGACUCCCUCACAAGGCAAAGAAGCUGUCCAUCUCCAUUCUGGUCAUCUCCCUCCCUCUCCUCUACGUCUCCCUCCUCCACAUCCCACCCUCCACCCUCUUCAAGGACACCACCUUCUGGUUCCUCAUGUCCAACUCCAUCAUCAUCAUCGUCGCAGCUGAUUCCGGCGUCUUCUCCUCCUCCACCCACGACGCGGGCGACCUCUACGACGAGUACGUCGAGCACCGCAGAGCGAGGAGUGCCUUCCCCGCCGCCAAGAAGUCGUCCCCUGAUGUCACCCACAAAGAGAACCAGAAAGAGCACGACGAUGCUCCGAGCCAGUCGGAGCUCGUCCUCCUGCAUGAGAACGCCGCCGAGCAUCGCAGGUCGAGGAGUGCUUCCCUCGCGGCGAAGAAGCAGCAGUCGUCGUCGCCGCCGCCGCCUGAUAUCACCGAUAAAGAGAACCACAAAGACCGAGAUGAUGAUCACGGCCAGUCGGAGGUAGUCGUCGACAAGAGCAUAAUUCUGCAUGAGAAAUCGGCAAACCGGGAGUCGAGGGAGUGUCCCAUGUCGCGAUCGGAUAUAGGCGACGAGAAGGGUAUGGUUUUGCAUCAGAAUUCACUUCCGCCAUUAGAAGAGGUCGAUGAAAAAAAAAGGGAAUACAGAGUGGAGGAGAGUGAGUAUUCGAGCAUGUCGAAUGAGGAACUCAACAAGAGAGUGGAAGAGUUCAUUAGGAGAUUUAACAGAGAGAUGAGGCUUCAGCCAAGAAAUUGAUAGAGAUCUGAUGUCACGGGAUCUGUGUUCCGGCGAUGAUCUAUUGUGUGUAGUUUGUGCGUUUAUCACAGCAGAAUUAAAAUCU